This is a messenger RNA of Amphimedon queenslandica, 1755 nucleotides long. RefSeq names its product arylsulfatase A-like. Bases 63 to 1649 code for a protein of 528 amino acids. Gene Ontology annotation, molecular function: arylsulfatase activity. The record is from RefSeq and is a predicted model, not a curated record. Lineage: Eukaryota; Metazoa; Porifera; Demospongiae; Haplosclerida; Niphatidae. The transcript has 14 exons.
AGAUUUAAUGUCACUUGACUGGUCUGACUACUGCUACUAGAGAGAGAAGAAGGCUUAGAGUUAUGAAGCUCCUGUUGGUGCUUCUUUGUGCAUUCCUGGCAGUGUCAAGUGCAGCAAAGAAGUCUAGCAAUGUGAAGGGAAAUAGACAGCCAAACAUUAUUUUAUUUUUAGUCGAUGAUAUGGGAUAUGGUGAUUUACAGGAUUAUGGCAAUCCUACCACCUAUACUCCAUACAUUCACAGGAUGGUAAAGAAUGGACUCAUGUUCACUAACAUGUACAGCCCAAGCCCAGUCUGCUGCCCAUCAAGGGCUGCAAUAUUGACUGGUAGGCAUCAGAUAAGAUCAGGGAUAUAUCCCCAUGGAGUUGACCCUAGUUCCUUAGGAGGUCUUCCCCACGAUGAGAUUACCAUAGCUGAGGGGCUGAAAGAUGUUGGCUACACAACCGGGAUGCUUGGAAAAUGGCAUCUGGGUGUAGGGAAGAAUGGAUCCAACUUGCCAGUUCAUCAUGGGUUUGACUAUUACUAUGGGAUACCCUACACUCAUGAUGCUUGUCCCUGCUCUGUUUGCUUCUAUCCUGAUGUAGGAUGCUAUCAGAACCCAGCCACACCAUCAACCUGCCACCCUGCUGAAGAGUUUGUCGGGUGUCCAAUAAUCGAGAACAAGUCUAUACUCCAGCAACCAGUGGACCUACUCACACUCAACUAUCACAUGACUAAUGCUGGCACAAACUUCAUCAGGAGAUCUGCAGCUUCAGGACAACCUUUCUUUCUUUAUUUUGCAUUCCAUCACACUCACUGGCCUCAGUUUGCUGGUAAGAUGUUUCGAAAUUCAAGUAUUGCAGGACCUUUUGGUGACACUCUACGUGAGAUUGACUGGUCUGUUGGACAAGUAUUUGAAGCUCUUUACGAAACUGGAACUUACGGCAAUACAUUUGUACUAUUCACUGCAGACAAUGGACCAGAUCUAGAACAGCAGGAAUAUGGUGGCAGUGCUGGUCCUUUCAGAUGUGGUAAAGUCUCCACGUGGGAAGGAGGUUUUAGAGUGCCUGCAAUUGCCUGGUAUCCUGGAAAGAUUGCUACUGGCAGGACUACAAAACUGGCCGCAGGAUAUGAUAUUUUACCAACUUUUUUUAAUUUGGCUGGAGCUACCAUACCGAGCGAUCGUAAGAUGGAUGGCUUUGACCUUGCACCUAUUCUUUAUAAUAAACAAGACACUGAGAGAACAAUAAUACCAUACUUCCCUGAAAAUGCUGAUCCCAGCAUAGGCCCUUAUGCAUUAAGAUGGAAGCACUACAAAGCUCACUUCUAUACAAAAGGUGGCAAUGCUCCUCCUACUCAUUAUGAUGUUCUGUGUCGGAACACGACUGAACUAACAGCACAUGAUCCUCCUCUCCUCUUUAACCUCUGGACUGAUCCAGGAGAAAGGGAUCCACUGACUGAAAAUGAUUCAAUGUAUUAUUAUCUUCUUGAGAAGAUGGACGAGCUUCGUACUGACUUUAUGAAUGACAUGGAGUGGCAUACUUCCUUUGAAGAAGAUGGGGAAGAUGAUUCUGUGCAACCAUGUGCCAAACCAGGCUGCAGCCCAUGGCCUUAUUGCUGCACAAUUGAUUUGCUUAAUAAUCCAGAGGAGCACAGUUCUAACAGACUUUAAACUAAUAAGCUGAUAUUAUUAUUAUAUUAUUGUAUGUGCUAUAUAGUUGAACUGAACUUGUCAUAGUUAUAGUUCAUUGUUUGAGAUCAUAGACUAUUAUCAUGAA